Molecule: messenger RNA, 1956 nt
Organism: Daphnia carinata
Lineage: Eukaryota; Metazoa; Arthropoda; Branchiopoda; Diplostraca; Daphniidae
Product: alpha-L-fucosidase-like
Exons: 10
Coding region: 2-1477 (491 amino acids)
Biological process (GO): glycoside catabolic process; fucose metabolic process
Cellular component (GO): lysosome
Molecular function (GO): alpha-L-fucosidase activity
Source: RefSeq, a predicted model, not a curated record
UAUGUUGUCGCUGGGAAAAGUGAGUAUGGAUCCAGUUGUUGCGGUCACUAUGAAGAAGCUCGUCGUGUUUUUCGAGUUGGCAAUCAUUCUUACAGCUAUUUUGGCCGAUUUCGUCAAUCGAGACAACACAGACGACGUAUUCUACAUCCAGAUUGAUAAUGAGGAGAAAGAAUACGUGAGAAAACCGUUCAAUCCUGAUUGGAACAGUUUGGACACCCGAGAAUUACCAACAUGGUACGACGAGGCCAAAUUUGGCAUUUUUAUCCAUUGGGGAGUAUUCUCAGUCCCCUCGUUCGGCGAAUGGUUUUGGUACAAUUGGCGAGAGGGAAGUCCUUCGUUCGUGGAGUUUAUGCAGAAAAAUUAUCCACCGAAUUUCACGUAUGCCGGCUUUGCGGAGCAAUUCCGCGCCGAGUUCUUUGAUCCUGAUCGUUGGGCUGAAAUACUCGAAAGCUCAGGAGCUAAAUAUGUUGUCCUGACUAGCAAACAUCACGAAGGAUUCACUCUUUGGCCGUCAAAGUAUUCUUGGAACUGGAACUCGAUGGAUAUUGGGCCUAAACGAGACCUCGUCGGUGAAUUAGCUGAAGCUAUUAGAAGGAAAACAGAUAUGCGUUUUGGCAUCUAUCACAGUUUGUACGAAUGGUAUCAUCCCCUGUACCUCCAAGAUAAAGCCAAUAAUUUUACUACCCAGGAUUUUGUCCAAUUCAAAACGAUGCCUGAACUUUACGAAUUGGUAAACACCUAUGAACCGGACGUCAUUUGGUCGGAUGGUGAUUGGGAAGCUAGUGAAAAAUACUGGGAUACGCUAAACUUCCUCGCUUGGCUCUACAAUGAUAGUCCGGUCAGAAAUACGGUAGUCGUAAAUGAUCGGUGGGGACAUGGCGUGGGAUGUAAGCAUGGCGAUUUCUUGAAUUGUCAAGACAGGUACAAUCCAGGUGUUUUGCAGACGCGUAAAUGGGAGAACGCCAUGACCAUUGACAGAUACGCCUGGGCCUUCCGGAGAAACGCUCGUCUGGAAGACUUCCUAACGACCCAAGAGCUGAUCGAGACUCUUGUGACUACCGUCAGUUGUGGAGGAAAUUUAUUGAUGAAUAUCGGGCCCACGGCGGACGGCACGAUUCGACCAAUAUUCGAAGAGCGUCUGCGUGAUGUCGGCUCGUGGCUCCAAGUCAACGGUGAGGCUAUUUUCGGCACCCGUCCUUGGAUACUCCAGAACGACACUCUCACCGGCAGUGUUUGGUACACCAGCAAAAACACAUUGUUUUGGACGUAUGUGUACGGAAUAACUUUGCGUUGGCCGGAAAACAACGUGCUGAUGCUUGGAGCCCCAUUACCAUUAACUGACCGCUCAAUCGUCAUUUUGCUGGGAUACGAAGAGCCAUUAAAAUGGAACAUUUUUAAAGGCGUCUUAUCAAUCCAGUUUCCUGAAAUAGACCAAGUUGCCAGUCAGUCUGGGUGGACUAUCAAAUUCGCCAUGUAAUAUUUAGCAUUGCCUACAAGUAUUUGAAAACCAAGGUAUGUACACAUAUUGGCACGAUUUGGAGAACCACAAUUGGUUCCCAUGAUUUGGUUUGGCUAAAUAUUUAAUUGACUUUCUUCCCGUACUGUUCCCAUAUCUGUUUGUUUUUAUGGCCUGAGUUGCAGACGAUCUGGUUUCACUUUCAUAAGGCAGUAAAACGAAAAAAAGGAAGCUGCUGUAUCCAAGCAACCCCCACUGCGCGAAAAGGGGAUUAACCUCUCCAAUCGGCUGCGUUGGAGGUCCUUUUUGGUUUUCGGUUUUUCGACUGAAAUCUAAUUCUAUGUAAUAUUACUUAAAAACGUGCACUUUGUUUGGUAUUCUAGUUGUAAAUCCUUCGCUAGUUUCGAUUGCUCCCAUCUUCGUAACAAUUCUUUUAUGAUUUAAAUGCAUAACCUGUGAAAAUCUUAGUAGAAGUUGGAUACAUCACCCAGUUUCAUUCA